AAGAACGAGCCAAAUCGGCCAUUGUGUGGCGAAGCUCUAACGGCAGGUGGCCUGAAUACCUUACUGGAGGGCAUCAAGCAAAUCGAAAAUAAAAUACCGACGAUAGUUUUGGAAACCCUCAUGUUGAAGGACCUUGGAUAACAACUUCCGAGCACACGUGAAAUUGAACAUUACACCCCCUGCCCCCCCCUGACAUUUUUUUAAUCAACGAAAGGGACACCACUUGGGAUCUAGCCUAGUAGCGCCAUGUCUCACAGAAGCCGCAGCGGAUCGCCGUCUGGCUCUGUUCGCUCGUGCACCAACAGCCAAAAUCCCCGCGAUUUGGAGAGGAGGAUUUUUGUGGGGAAUUUGCCUACAUCGCUCAUGGACAAGAAGGAUAUGGAGAAUCUGUUCAGUGGCUAUGGGAAGAUUCAUGCCCUGUCCUUGUUCCAUGGGUACGGAUUUGUGCAGUUUGAACGCGUUGAGGACGCAGAGGCUGCGAAGGCGGGACACAAUGGUCGCCUUUAUAAAGGGUAUAAAAUAGCUAUAAAUAUGGCAGCGGAGCGACAACGACAGAAUAAAGCUCAAUCCCGGCCGAGCCCUCCAAGAAGAGAGCCGUACAUUGGUUACGGGGACGGCAGGGAGCCCCGGCCUCGCUCUCGCUCGCCUGCGCACGGGCGCGACUCCCGUGACCACCGGGCUAGCCGAGAGCACUCGCGGGAGUCCGGUCGUGAGCCUCGGCCAAGUCACCCUAGGGAUCAUCACGAUCCACGAGACCCCGGCUAUGACCGCUACCGCUCCUCUGAGGGCAGGGAGAAGGAUCCCAGGGGUGAACCUCGUGGAGAGCCGGCCUUCAGAGGGGAGGGUUAUGAUCGGUAUUACCGUGGGGGUGCCGAGGAGCACCACCGCAAGAAGGAAGACCCAUACAGAGACCCGUACAGGGAUCCAUGGAAUGGCCGACGAGAACCAGAAGGUAAAGAGGACCGUGUGCGGUUAGAGGAGCGGCGCCGAAACGAGCUGUACCGGCAAUACUACGAGGAAGUCCAGCGGCAGUAUGACCGGGAGCGCCCUGUCGACUGCUCGGUCAUCGUCGUCAACAAGGCGCAGAAUAGGGAGUAUGCUGAGACGGUGGGGCGGAAGGUGCGCGACCUGGGGAUGGUGGUGGACCUGAUCUUCCUCAACACCGAGGUCUCGCUGACCCAGGCACUGGAGGACGUGGGCCGUGCGCGCACACCCUUCGCCAUCAUCAUCACUCAGCAGCACCAGGUCCACCGCUCCUGCACCGUCAACAUCCUCUUCGGCACGCCCCAAGAGCAUCGCAACAUGCCCAUGGAGGACGCCAUGGUCCUCGUGGCUCUCAACUACGACUCCUUUAAGGUGGAGCAUCGUGAGAAGGAGCGUGAGGAAAUCGCUCAGAAGGCUGCCAAGAUGGCUGACGAUGUGUUGAUGAGGGAACACGAGAGGGAGGGCCACCCAGUCACCCUACUGCCUGCCAUUACUCUGCUGUCUGAGUGCCGGUACUUGACUCCAGAGGAGAUGGACAGUCUUAUAGAGUAUUUGAGGGUCAAGAAAGAACGAAUUGUACGAGCCGACCCUCUUGCAGUGCAUCCUACCGUGACGGCUGGCGUCCAUGAGACCCCCCCCCAGAUGCCUUCUACUGCCCACGCGCCGCCUCCACACGGCGCCCACAUGGGCAUGCCCCCAACGCAGAACCCCAAUGCCGCCGCGAACCACCAGCAGGAGCUGCAGGCCAAGAUCCUCAGCCUGUUUAACAGUGGCGCCGGAGCGUCUGCCUCCGCCUCCAGCUCCUCCAUGGCGCCUCAGGCCUAUGGCUCCUCCAUGGGCGGCCAGGCCGGGGGCCUCCCGAUGUCCUCCGCCUCAUCCAACAUGGCCACCGCAGUGUCCCAAGUCCCUCGGGCUCCCAUGCGCCCCGGCCCGGUGGCCCCCCUCGGCCCGCAGAGUUACGGUUCACCCCCGGGCCGCAUGGCUGCUCCCCAGGGCGGGCAGAGGCUGCCCGGUUCAGGUGGGGCCGGCAUUAACUUUGACAACCCCAGCGUCCAGAAAGCCCUGGACACGCUCAUUCAGAGUGGACCCUCUCUCAACCACCUGGUGAAUGCCGGGAGUGCCCCUUCCUCUCGGCCUAGCCAGGGCAUGGGUCAGGGCAUGGGUCAGGGCAUGGGUCAGGGCAUGGGUCAGGGCAUGGGUCAGGGCAUGGGCCAGGGCAUGGGCCAGGGCAUGGGAAUGGGGCAACCUCCCCCCAUGUCAAUGUAUCCCCGUCAUUACUGAUGAUUCCCGCUACGAUGCGAUUGAGUCGCCGAUUUGGCUUCUGUUAAACUGAUGUUCCACAAUUAAAAUGAUGUAGACCAGUGCUUCUCAGCUCUCAGCCUGGGGACCAGGAAUGCCGCUAGUUCCCUUAUUGAGCCUGGUUUUCCCGAGUCUAAAUCGGUUUCGGAUUUGACUGCCAUAAUAAAACAAACAGCAGUGCUCAGGGUCCCAAGGCUUGGAAUGACAAACCACUGAUGUAGACUGUAUUUUGGGUUUAUUAUUUUAAUUUUGCAUUAGAAAAUGUUUUUAAAGAUUAGUUUUUAUCUAUGUAUUGUUCCUCGGUUAUUAAGAUUAUUUGAAAGUCAGACUUUUUCAGUUGUAACAUUCUUUUUUUCUUUCUGGUUAGUAUAUUGUUGUAAAAACUUAAUUGCAUGUCUGAAGAUAUUAAGGAUUCUGAUUAACUUGUUUCUCACCCACGAUCUUGUUAGGACGAUAUGGGGUUUAUUCAUUCCAAAAGUUCUGUUGCAAAAUCUCUUCCAGUGGAAGGAAAUGAGAUUUUAAGGGAAUCUGUCACGGAAACAAUGUUUUUUUGCAACGUAAUUGGCGGAACAAAUGCUCCUCAAAUGUUGGCCUGUGACAGUUCUACACAGCAAAACUUUUUUACAACUUUGUGUGAUUGUAAAUACUAGCAGUGCUCCUAAAAUAAACGUUUCAAUGUGA
This is a messenger RNA of Esox lucius (northern pike), 2964 nucleotides long. RefSeq names its product nuclear receptor coactivator 5 (gene ncoa5). The coding region runs from base 247 to 2265 and encodes 672 amino acids. The record is from RefSeq and is a predicted model, not a curated record. Gene Ontology annotation, molecular function: RNA binding. The transcript is spliced from 11 exons. Gene Ontology annotation, biological process: regulation of signal transduction. Gene Ontology annotation, cellular component: nucleoplasm. Lineage: Eukaryota; Metazoa; Chordata; Actinopteri; Esociformes; Esocidae.